Messenger RNA from Rattus rattus (black rat), 1633 nucleotides. RefSeq names its product kelch repeat and BTB domain-containing protein 7-like. The record is from RefSeq and is a predicted model, not a curated record. Lineage: Eukaryota; Metazoa; Chordata; Mammalia; Rodentia; Muridae. Gene Ontology annotation, molecular function: protein binding.
GGCUACGCGAUAAAGGGAGGCGGCACCGCGGCGAAGGCCCAGCUGAGUAAUCGCGGCCGCGAGCUGAGUCUGUUCUGGGACGCCGCUGUGUCGGCGUCGGCGAGGGAGGCGUGAGGAGAAGCCGGGCGUCUGCAGCCGUUCUCGCCCUCGGCGCCCCGCCGCCAUCUCCACCAUGCAGUCCCGGGAAGACGCCCCGCGCUCUCGCCGCCUCGCCAGUCCCCGCGGCGGGAGGCGGCCCAAGAGGAUUUCCAAGCCCUCUGUGUCGGCCUUUUUCACCGGCCCAGAGGAAUUAAAGGACACGGCCCAUUCUGCAGCCCUCCUGGCACAGCUCAAGUCUUUCUACGACGCGCGUCUGCUGUGCGAUGUGACCAUCGAGGUGGUGACGCCUGGCAGUGGGCCCGGCACGGGGCGCCUCUUCUCGUGCAACCGCAACGUGCUGGCGGCGGCUUGCCCCUACUUCAAGAGCAUGUUCACAGGGGCUGUCGAGAGCCAGCAGGCCAGCGUGACCAUCCACGGCGUGGAUGCGACCCGAGUCUUGGUGGACUACUGCUACACUGGCGGCGUGUCGCUGAGCGAGGCCAAUGUGCAGCGCCUGUACGCGGCCUUGGAUAUGCUCCAGCUGGAGUACGUGCGUGAAGCCUGUGCUUCCUUCCUGGCUCGCCGACUUGACCUGACCAACUGCACUGCCAUCCUCAAGUUUGCCGAUGCCUUUGACCACCACAAGCUGCGCUCUCAGGCCCAGUCCUUCAUAGCUCACAACUUCAAGCAGCUCAGCAGGAUGGGUUCCAUUCGGGAGGAGACGCUGGCUGAUCUGACCCUGGCCCAGCUGCUGGCCGUCCUGCGUCUGGACAGUCUGGAUGUAGAGAGUGAGAAGACUGUGUGUCACGUGGCGGUGCAGUGGCUGGAGGCUGCUCCCAAAGAGCGGGGCCCUAGCGCUGCUGAAGUCUUUAAGUGUAUUCGUUGGGCACACUUCCCUGCAGAAGAUCAGGACUACCUAGAGGAGCUACUGACCAAGCCUAUUGUGAAGAAAUACUGCCUGGACGUUAUCGAAGGGGCCCUCCUGCAGCUUCGUUUGGAUGAUGGUUUGCGCAAGGCUCUGGUUCGGGUGCCAAGCAGCAGCAGUAACAGCAGCAACAAUAACAAUAGUAAUAAUAACAACGAUACCAGCAAUACUGUCAUCCCUGCAGAAGAAAAUCUACCCCAUAGGUUAGGGAUGUGUGUUAAGAGAAUGAUGGUUUUCUUUGAACACUGCAAGCAUCCCUUUCUCUGCUGUGACUCAUACUCUGGGGAAAUUUACAAAGUGUUCUUGCCUGUCUCUUGCCUUGCAGACACUAGAGCCCUCUCCACCUUAGCCGUCUCUAUUUUUCCAGACCAUGACAUCUGUUCCACUGUUCAGCCCAGGAAAGGUGUAUGGGUAUAUAAGCCAGCCCCAAAUAAUUUGCAUCAACUGACUGACCACUUGCUCUGUCCGAAGGGUAUGGAUGUGACAGAUGUGAAUGGCUACAUUUACAUUUUGGGUGGACAAGACCACGUUACUGGAGCUAUAUUAAAGGACGUAGAAUGCUACAGUGUCCAGAAGAACGAAUGGCAAUUAGUAGCUCAACCCUCACAUUCCUUUACAUCUUUGACUUAA